GGAAAUAAUAAACAAUUGAAAAAAAAUGGAAACAUCGAGCUUCUUCCAUUUUAUUUUUCCCCAAGAAGAUUAUGUUUUUAGCGGAUUUCUACUAGAGAACUGAGAACCCACUCCAGUAUCAGAUUAUCAAGCUCAGAUAAAGAUAUUUCUCCUUUAAUAGAUAAAGAAUUUAUCAUUAUAAACCCCUUUUAUGGAGCUCUCGCUGAACUUCGUCCGCUAAUCGUCCCAUCAAGUGCUCCGAUUUUUUUUUUUUUUUUUUUUUUUUUGAUCUAUUGGUAAAGGGGCUUCUCCUGAUUUGGUUUUACUAUUGAAUUCUUAAUGGGGGAUUCAGAAAAUGCGGCUCCUCCUUCAAAAAAGAGGGUUGCUGGGAGAGAACUGUCUCGGGAUAAUCCUGGUCUUGAUGAUGAGGAGUCUACCAAGCAAGAGACAGAGACAUUCAAGAGGGCCAGUGAUGAAGUAUUGGCAACCAGAAAAAUGGUUAAGGUUUGCCGUCAUCAAACUCCAGCAGUUGCCUCUUCCAAUCCUUUUACUGGGAUCCGCUUAUUAGCUCCUGCUGAUUCCAGUGCAAAACCAGAUGAAGCAAUCCCUGAAGCACAUGUUGGUGAGCCAAAUUUUUCAGAAGCUGUAGACAAAAGAAGUGAUGUGGGUACAGAAACUGAAAAGGGGCCUGAAAUAACUGAACUGAAAAAAGAAGAUGAGAAUGAUAAGCUGUCAGAAAACAAGACUGAUGAACCAAAGGCAGAAUCUGAUGCUGAUAAGGGCAGAAGUGACCCAGUUGAUGAGGAACAUAAACCUGAGAGUGGUGAGAAAAAGAAAGGUGUUGAUGAUGAAGAAACAAAGAAGGAUUCUAAGGAAGACAUUGGUCAAGCAAAUACAGCCCAUGCUUCAGCGGCUGCUUCUCUAAGUUCAUUUCAACAACUGUCAAGCAGCCAGAAUGCCUUCACCGGUAUUGUUGGUACUGGAUUUUCCAAUUCGUCAUUCUCCUUUGGCUCAAUUCCAAAAGAUGGUCCAGCAGUUGGUUUUGGUUCUGGUUCUGGUUCUGGGUCUCUGUUUGGCCUUACAAAUGACAAGCCAUCUUCUUAUCCUUCCUUCAGUUUUGGUGGUUCUAACAAUGGGAGCCCUUCUGUCUUUAGCACUGCAGGGGCGUCCAGUGUUACUAAGAGUGAGGGAAUUGGUCCCUCCUUGCCGGAAGUGCCUGUUGAGACAGGGGAAGAGAAUGAAAAGGCUGUUUUCACUGCUGAUUCUGUGUUGUUCGAGUAUCUUGAUGGAGGGUGGAAGGAACGAGGAAAAGGAGAAGUCAAAGUGAAUGUUUCGACAACUGGAACUGAAAAGGCGAGACUUAUUAUGAGAGCUAGGGGAAACUUGCGGUUGAUCUUGAAUGCAAGUCUUUACCCAGACAUGAAACUGACAAAUAUGGACAAGAGAGGUAUCACUUUUGCUUGCAUAAAUAGCACAGGAGAAGGUAAGGAAGGACUAUCUACAUUUGCAUUGAAGUUCAAGGAUGGUUUCAUUGCAGAAGAGUUCCGUGGUGCAGUUAUGGUGCACAAAGAGAAGAAGACUACAGUCCUGAAGACACCAGAGAAUUCUCCUAAGGCUUCAGAUGAGUAAAUGUUGCGAUGCUAGGAGACACCGAGUUUUUGUGGAAAAGCGCAUCUUGGGUAAUAGCUGCUCAAAACCGCUUUCUUUUUGUUUACAUUUUAGCAAUUUAUCAAGUCUAAUGUAACCGGCAUUUUAGGUUCAUAUCUAAAUUAGUCGUUCUUUAUCUUCAAUUUAGUCUUGGUCAGAAUAUGCCUUCUUUUCUGGUUAAAGAUUGUAGUUUAAAUGCAUAAUUUGCUCCAAAGAUGUUGACUACUUCAUUGAGGGGCUUGAGAUGAUUGUAUAGAAGAGAUGCCAUUUCUUUUCUUUGUCA
This is a messenger RNA of Macadamia integrifolia, 1909 nucleotides long. RefSeq names its product nuclear pore complex protein NUP50A-like. The transcript is spliced from 2 exons. Gene Ontology annotation, cellular component: cytoplasm; nuclear pore. Gene Ontology annotation, biological process: intracellular transport. Bases 319 to 1608 code for a protein of 429 amino acids. NCBI's taxonomy places the organism in Eukaryota, Viridiplantae, Streptophyta, Magnoliopsida, Proteales, Proteaceae. The record is from RefSeq and is a predicted model, not a curated record. Gene Ontology annotation, molecular function: GTPase activator activity.